AUGGACGGCAAGAACUCCUCCGGCCGCCGAAUUUCUCUCUUGAACGACAGCGCAGAGCCUCAACUCCCCACCCGCCUACCUUCCUCCCCGCCAUCCCUGCGCUCAAGGACCUCCAGCUACACCUCGUCACCCAUCGCCUCGCCCGCCACCCCCCAGCUAGUGCGCAGUCAUUCGACAGAUUCGGCAGGCACCAUGCAAACACCUUCACCCAUCACGCCAGAAUUCGGCUUCGAUGGUCUCCCCCCUCAGAAUCUAAACUCUCCCGUUUUCCAGCAGAACAGCUUCUUCCCAACACAGAAGGAGCUGGUCUCGGCGUAUCCGCCCCUCUCCCAGAACACUGGCCCGCUUCCUUACCCCGCAAACAACCUCCAGCAGAACUACUUUAGACCACCACCGCCAGCCGAGAGCCACAACGGCGCCGCCUCUGCGAAUCCACGCUCCAAGAAGAACAGCUACCCGUGUCCAGUAGCAAAGCAGUACAACUGCGGCGACCACUUCACCACCUCAGGUCACGCUGCACGCCACGCCAAGAAGCACACGGGCAAGAAGGACGCCUUCUGCCCCGAGUGCAACAAGGCCUUUACCCGCAAAGACAACAUGGAGCAGCACCGCAGAACACACCAAAGCGGUCGCAGUGCCGCAGGCAAAGGCACCGACAACAACAUUAAAAAGGCCAAAGCCCAGGCGAAGCGACCGAAGCCCGCGCCUCUGCAGUCCACCUUGCCUUCAUUAUCCGGACUUUCCAUGAUGGAUCCGGCUCUCCCAAUCAGCCCCUCACAAAGCUUCAUGGCACCGGCAGUCCAACCCACAGACUCCUUUGCCGACUACACUCAACGAUCACCCUACCCCGACCCUUCCCAAUACGCGCUGGCCCACGGUUUCAACCCCGGCUCGUCGUACGGCCUGGACGCCUUGGCCAUUGCCGCAAGUGGAGAGAAGCGCAAGUACGAGGUCUAG
Molecule: messenger RNA, 957 nt
Organism: Didymosphaeria variabile
Lineage: Eukaryota; Fungi; Ascomycota; Dothideomycetes; Pleosporales; Didymosphaeriaceae
Exons: 1
Coding region: 1-957 (318 amino acids)
Biological process (GO): regulation of transcription by RNA polymerase II
Molecular function (GO): RNA polymerase II cis-regulatory region sequence-specific DNA binding; DNA-binding transcription factor activity
Source: RefSeq, a predicted model, not a curated record